Phytomonas sp. EM1 is the source of this 2850-nucleotide messenger RNA. Lineage: Eukaryota; Euglenozoa; Kinetoplastea; Trypanosomatida; Trypanosomatidae. The record is from the annotation of a GenBank genome assembly.
AUGGAGGCUACGACGAAACCAAUCGAACAGCCAACACUGACCUCGCACUCGGUAUGGAAGGAACAGCUGGAGGUUUUCGAAAAUGAAGUGUACGCCAAUCCAAACCACGUGGAUGGUACUGUAUGCCUGAACACAUUGAAGUGUUUGAAUACGUUUCUUAUCCACCCAGCGCACCGGAGAUCGGCGGCUAUUGACACAUUGUGGAAGGAAGCCAUGCGUGUUCUCUCGGUAUCUCAGCUUGGUGGCGAAGCAGCUGUGCAAAGUACCAUAUAUACCGCCUUUAUACUGUACUACUGCAGAAGAUACCUUGAAUGCAAGGAGCUGACGAGUUCAACGCUAGACCAAGUCUCCAAAGGGCCGUCGAUGGAACUCUUGUCGUCGGCGCAGUAUCAAGCUUCUCUACAGCUGCUGGGUCUUUACGUUCUUGCUGGCAUGCAGCUUGGACAAAAGGUUGAUCCCAAGGCGCAGACGACUUCCACACGUUUGCUCAGACAAUCCACGCGUGUGAUGCGGAAGACCACCCAUAAAAGCGAGAGACGUUUGGUUGCGAGUUCCAUCAUGUUUUUACUUUACAGUUAUGACUGGGUUUACCACUUUUUCCACUCAAUGGGGGGGUCGUCGGUCAAUGGACUCGAGAAGUCGUUUGUAGAACGGUUGCGCUCGCUGACGCCAAAUUGGAUAGAGGGUAUAUUUCAGAAUUCACAGCGGACUACCGGAGAAGUAGUGGCUGCGAUAUCUCGGAAGCCGCAGCGAAGCCCACCUUCACUUUUUGUCAUCGCAGGAAAGCGGGCAGAGAGCGAAGGGGAUGCGCAUUCAUUACGCAUUCUGCUUCAAAGCGGUAUCAAGAGGGAGGCGGCUUUCCCCAACAUCUGUGUGUUUGGGGUAUCCGUGUUGUUAGCUGACAUCUUCCUGAAGGUUCAAAAGCAAGGGGAUGACUUCGCACAACGUGUGUUGGAUUACGCGGGGACGUCGCUCAGCGCGGAAACGCUAGCUGCUGUCGGCGAUACCUCAUGGGGGCAUAAAAAAUCACUUCGCUGGCUAACGGAGAGGCGUGGACCAGAGGCCUAUUUCGCUCUCAAAAAAAUUUUAUUUCAUAAAGAUCCCUCCGAGUUGGCAGCAGUACAAGAGUCUUGUGGGGAUGUGCUAACGGGGAAUGUGGAAACGAAUUGGAGGAGUGCGCUUGCUCAGAUCGAGUCCUCCCUCGCAUUUGCGGAUUCCACAUGGCGUAGGCAGCUUCCCACCACACUUCGCCUUUUGAGCGAUGCAGGAAGACAAAAGGAAUUUUUUGAUCUCAUUCGCGAAUAUGACUCGCGAGACGGCCAAAGUAACCUCAUGGUGGCUGCCUCACUUGCCCAAAUGCUGCGGCGCUCUGGCAAGUGGCAUCACUACACUGAGGUGAUAGAUUUAAUUGCGUCCUCGAAUAUUCCGAAGAGUGAGGAGGGGGAUGGCUUCCUGCACGAUGCGUGCCUUCAAACUAUGUAUGCGUUGCGUAACGCGAAGCGGUGGGAGGAGGCGCUUUCAAUGUACUCGGUUAUGCAGCCCGUUAUGCCACCUCAGGUUCACCGGCUGCUGUGCUUCAUGGUAUGCAACAUGCCGCCCUCUUCGCUUUGGCAGAGUGCGCUCCAAACGCUUUCCGCGAUCGCACCAGCUCCUCCUGAAUGCCUGAAGACGCUGGCAGGGAUGUACGGGGAUGACGACGAAGUUCCUCGGACGUCACGUGAGCGGAAGUAUUUCAUCCGAGGACUAGUUGAGGUGGGCCGCUGGGAGCCGCUCUUGAAGUUUGUGAAAUCCAACCCCGAUGAUGUGGAGGGUUGGAUUGCCUUUUUCAAGGCCUCAGAGGCGUCCGAGCGUGUGGCGCUUCACGAGGCCUCCUUACUUCGCCAAAUCCCUCUGGACGUAUGGCGCAGCGAAAAGGUGCUUAAGCAGGCCUUUCUCAGUAGCCUCGCUAAUGGUUGCCUGUCGGAGCUGGAUGUGGUUCUUGCGGAGAUAUCAGCGUCGUGCCCACUUUCAAAAGAAGUGCGCGAGCUGAUCCGGUUUUUAAUUCACGGGAACGCCGCCUCCAAAGGGGCGUUGAUUUCUGACUCUUAUCUGGGGCAUUGUUUUACGUCUUUUGUGUCCGCUUUUGACGGCAAAAUCCGUGUUCCUAUUGACCCCAAGGUUGCUAAAGGGCCCCAACCGUCUUCAACGGAUCGGCGAGGUGACUUAGCUGCGUGGUUCAAGGUUCCGAAUUUUUGCAUUGGCCGCACCCAAUCUGGCACCAACACAUCCUACUACAUACGGCCUUUUCCCUUGGUUAAAGCGAUACCCAAUCAGGUCUUUUAUGAAAAUAAUGGAGUAGUGGUUGGAUACAAACCAGUUGGGGUUUCGAUACAGUCUGCCGCACAGGGGGUUCUUCGCUUCGUUGAUGCACGUGGGACUUACCGCAUCGGGCUUUUGCUAGCACCUAGCGCGAGGGGGCUCUUUUUGCUACGAAAGUCUCUCAUGGGCGUGAAGAAGAUGGAGCUUACUCUCCAGAUUGAGAUGGAACUCUUACCCUGCAGUGACUGUGCCUUGCCUUUGCUCUCGACGAAGUUUUUCGCGCGUUAUGAGAUGGUAUUUCUUGACCGGAGUGAAUCGGAAGGUGUGGUCAAGGUGCGUGCUACCGUUUUACAGGUCCCUUUGGCGUCUGUUAACGAUGCAGUAAGAAGCCUUAAGGUGGAUCUUAAUUCUGAAGGCUGGACUUUUGUUGAGGUAGAUGUAGGUUUUGGAGACUCUUAUUGCGUCAAACAACUGAGUGUACUUGAUCUAGACUCAGGAGAACAUAUAAGACUUUCUAUUCCUUCAUCCUCUCUCAAAAAUUAUUCGCAUUAA